CGUAAAUUAAACCAGCUUUACGGUAAGUAGUAUCGAGAGCGUGCCAGAAAAUAUCAAGAAAAACGCGAUAUUUCUACUGUGUAUCUUAAGUUGAUAGGAUACGAAGAUGAUCGAGGUUGUUUGCAACGAUCGCCUGGGCAAGAAAGUCCGGGUCAAGUGCAACUCUGAGGAUACAAUUGGAGAUCUGAAGAAGCUCAUUGCUGCCCAGACAGGAACACGGCACGACAAGAUUGUAUUAAAGAAAUGGUAUACCAUAUUCAAGGACCAUGUUUCUCUGGGUGACUAUGAAAUCCAUGAUGGGAUGAACCUGGAGCUGUACUACCAGUAGACUGGAGAAAGACCACAAGUCACGGCCAUGCAGGCAACGCUCUUACUUGUUAUAUACACACACAAAAUGGAUGGAAUCUUGCAGAAAACCACCAUGAUCAUACAUCUGAAAUGGAUGAGCGCAAGACAGACAUUGAUCUCAGUUUUAGCUUUUAAUUUUUGCCCACAAAUCAUUAUGUGAAACAUAUGUUAUUGUUCUACAAUUAUUUUUGUUUUGAUAUUUUGGAAGUAAAGCAGAUAUUUACAUACUCAAAA
Monopterus albus (swamp eel) is the source of this 582-nucleotide messenger RNA. RefSeq names its product ubiquitin like 5 (gene ubl5). Bases 107 to 328 code for a protein of 73 amino acids. Gene Ontology annotation, biological process: protein modification process. NCBI's taxonomy places the organism in Eukaryota, Metazoa, Chordata, Actinopteri, Synbranchiformes, Synbranchidae. The record is from RefSeq and is a predicted model, not a curated record. The transcript is spliced from 5 exons. Gene Ontology annotation, molecular function: protein binding.